ACCUUCCUCAUUAGCUCACCACGCACUUAACAAUUGUUCCCUUUUCCAAGUCUCGCUCUCUCUUAAACUUUCUUCCCCUCUUUCAAAAUGAAGCUUUCUUUGCGUUUGAUCUCAGCUGUUCUCCUCAUGUUCAUGAUAUUCGUUGCUUCAGGGAUGGGUCCAGUCACCGUGGAGGCACGCACGUGUGAGUCGAAGAGCCAUAAGUUCAGGGGUCUUUGUGUGAGCAGACACAACUGCGCAAAUGUGUGCCACAACGAAGGUUUUCAUGGAGGCAAAUGCCGUGGGUUCCGUCGUCGUUGCUACUGCACCAGACAUUGCUGAUCCAUCCAUCGAUCGAGACUCAUAACUCAAAAUCUUCAAUCCAUCAUCUCGUCUCAUGUUUGUUUCUUUCUAUCUAAUAUUCGUACAGUACCAUGUUGUACUGUGCUUCUGUGUGUGUUUUAUGUGUUCUUGAAUAAGUCUUUGAUUUGUGUGUU
Messenger RNA from Brassica oleracea var. oleracea, 476 nucleotides. Its product is annotated as defensin-like protein 1. NCBI's taxonomy places the organism in Eukaryota, Viridiplantae, Streptophyta, Magnoliopsida, Brassicales, Brassicaceae. The transcript is spliced from 2 exons. The coding region runs from base 88 to 321 and encodes 77 amino acids. Gene Ontology annotation, biological process: defense response. The record is from RefSeq and is a predicted model, not a curated record.